Molecule: messenger RNA, 1766 nt
Organism: Acyrthosiphon pisum (pea aphid)
Lineage: Eukaryota; Metazoa; Arthropoda; Insecta; Hemiptera; Aphididae
Product: kelch-like protein 3
Exons: 10
Coding region: 304-1518 (404 amino acids)
Molecular function (GO): protein binding
Source: RefSeq, a predicted model, not a curated record
AUACGAUAACAAACUCGCCCAUUGUCAGCGUCUCACACAAAACAAAAUGCCAAAUUAUUAUAUUCUGCGACCAAACUAUGACUUUACUCACUCGACGGACUCGAAUGUUUCGCCAUAAACAUUAGUUAUUAUACCUAACACAAUUAUUCGUUAUUGUGAAAAUUAAAACUAUAUAGUCGUAGAUUAGUGUAUUACUGGAUACAAUAAAUUAUAGUCGUUUGACACUCUCAAGUCAAGAAACUUCAUAUUGUUUAAAUCUUAAUUGUAUCAAUAACCAGACUUUAGUAAACAAUAUAAUCGGCAAUGCAAAAUACAAAGCAAAUUUCGGAAUCCAGUCAAUGUGACCAAGCCAAAUACGAGUAUAAGAAAUCGUCGUAUACGGAGAUAUACAAAGUACUACAAACCUUACACCAAAAUAAAGUUCUUUGUGACAUAAAACUAGAAACAGACGAUGGUGGAGUUGUAUUCGGUUAUAAAGUGGUUCUAGCAUCGGCUAGUCCAUAUUUCCUUGCAAUGUUCACAAAUUUUUCAGAAAAGAAUCAAGAUCAAGUUACUAUCAGGCAGUUGGAUUCAAGUGCCUUACAGAUCAUAAUAGACUUUAUUUAUUCUGGGAAAAUCUUGAUCACUGAACAAAAUGUACAGGGUUUGUUGCCAGCAUCGAAUCUUUUACAGAUACAAGAAGUAAAAGAGGCAUGUUGUGAUUUUCUACAGGCGCAAUUAUGUCCCACAAAUGUUCUUGGUAUAAUUGCUUUAGCUGAUUUACAUAGCUGUACGACAUUGUUAACAAGUUCAGAAUUAUAUUUUCAACAACACUUUUGGGAUGUGGCAGAAGGAGUAGAAUUUCUGUCCUUGUCGUCCGAGAUAAUGGUUAGAUUGAUCUCUAGUGAUGAAUUUACAGUUCCAUCUGAAGAAAAAAUAUUUGAAAGUGUUAUUCGAUGGGUUAAACAUGAUUUGGAAUCCAGAAAACAAUUUUUACCCCAAUUAAUGGAACAUGUGCGUUUACCAUUAACAUCGAAAGAUUAUAUAUGGAAAAAUGUAUUUAAGGAACCUCUUCUUAUUGAUUGUUCUAAAUGUAAAGGUUACGUAUUUGAAGUAUUACGUUUUAAUUUGCUUAAGUCAGAAGAACUUAUCACUAUUCCAUAUGACAUUCGGACAAAACCUAGACGGCCUGGUAGUACACCUAAAGUUAUUUUAGCUGUUGGUGGAGUAGGGAAAAAAGGGAUAUUAGUUAGUACAGAAUGGUAUGACCCAACAAUCAACCAAUGGCAGCCUGGACCAAAAAUGAUCACAAGAAAUCUGUAUGGCGGUUUAGCCGUAAUAAAUGAUAGUAUUGCUAUACAUUUGGGUGGUAAAAAUUGUGAUCCAACUUUUAAAUUUGGUUCUGGUUUAGAUUUAUCUUCAGAAUCACCUCGUUGGAAACACACCUACAAUAUGUUUGUUUACAGAAAACAUUUAAGAGUUGGUGUGAUAAAUAAUUAUAUAUAUGUCGUGGGCGCAAGGUUGGCGAUAUUUUUGUAAACACAGCAGAGGUUUUUGACUGCAAAACUCAACAAUGGCAUAUGAUAUCUAGUAUGUCUACUAGACGAGUUGGUCAUGGUCUUGGAGUACUGAAUAAUCUUUUUUAUGCGGUAGGAGGUUUUGAUUCACAUCAAACAUUAUACUCCGUCGAAUGUUAUCAUCCCAGUCUUAAUAGAUGGAGACGAGUUGCAGACAUGCGUGUACGUCGAAGUGGAGUGGGUGUUGGAGUUUUAGAUGAUGCACUGUAU